Molecule: messenger RNA, 2979 nt
Organism: Pseudo-nitzschia multistriata
Lineage: Eukaryota; Bacillariophyta; Bacillariophyceae; Bacillariales; Bacillariaceae
Source: the annotation of a GenBank genome assembly
AGACUCUUGAAGUCCGUGUAGCAUCUAUACAAACGGUUGGAUCAAUAAAUUUUGAAAAAAAUUUGGAUCAAAUUUCUAUGAGGUUGAUUUUCGGGAGGUGCACCAUUCGAUACUACUAUGGCAGUGCUUUCUGUAAGAACCAGAUAAUCUUGGCGAAAACUCUCCUUAGAUUUUUGCAGAAUUGAUGCACAAAAAGUCAAUCCAACAGCAACAGCAGCGAGAACAACAAGACACAAAGUUCACUGCCCAAAAAGAAAGGCACCAACUUUGCUCACUGUUUCCAAGUACACCAGUUACCAUAGAAACCACUUUUGUUGUACAAGAUGCCCAUGCUAACACUCCAACAGGCCAGGUCCGAUGCGGUAGCUAACGAAGCCGAACAACGAACCACGAGUCCCGAGCACAAGAGAUUACUGUCCGAGCGAGGGGAACAUGAUACAACCAUAGGAGAAUCCAAGAAAAGGAGGAAGCUCUCCGAAAGUCUCGACACGGAGUUGGUAGUCACUGGCAGCAGCGACGACAAAACGUCCAAAAAGAUUCAAAAUCAGAAGGAAACAAUUGAUGGUGUCACCAUGCUCAAGCCGUCAGACAAGAAAAAGGUGGAUCCUACAGAGUUGGCUUCGGCAUUUGCCUUAGCUUCCCUUGCGAGCCUAAGUCCGGGAGGCAGUAGCGUAGGUAGUGCCUCUGGAAUAAGUACUCCACCAAGGGAAUCAAGGGAAGCCAAUGUCAUUCGAAAAACUGACUCAAAGCUUGAUGACGAGGUACGAAAGGCUGCGUCUUUCGAGUCGGAAACACGUUCCCCAAAAGCUUCGGAGCACCCCUUAUCCCCGGAACAAUUGUCUCUAAGAGAACAAGAAGACCACAGUGCCUCUUCUACGGUUGUGAACUCUCCCGCAGGAAACGCCAAUCGAAGAGUGUCAUUCGCACCAAACACGAAGUCAGCUGAAGAAUCCAAAGUUCCGUCAACGCCUACAACGUCUGCGAGUAGCUCAGGAGAACUCGCAACCUCAACAUCACAUCGAUCGCUGGCAAUGCCACAGGAGUCUCCUGGCGGUAAAAAUGGUCGUAGUGGUAGAAGUAGCAACAGCAACACUACCAUAAAUACAAGUCCGAACUCAAUGAUGCAAAUGAGUCCAAGACCUCAUCGAAUGUACGGUGGACGAGGUCUCCCACCCUUUGUUCGAACCCCACCACAAGUGAACCAGAUGAAUCAUCGUCUCGAUUACGGAACACCACCUCCACCACCACAUGCUCCUUAUCAUCAUAGACUUCCUCCUCCAGGAACAAAUGGGUCGAUGCCUCCAGGAUCGUUUCGUCAUGGACCUCCAGUUCUUCACCACCGACAACAAUUUGGAUAUCCAGGAGCACCACCAGGUCAUCGUUUCAGUCCACAUCAGCAGUACUUCCCCCCUCGUUACCUGAUGCAACCUCCCCUCUUGCACAGAACCAAUAGCUAUGGCGUGGGAAUGGUGCCAUCUGCUCCAACGCCACCGAACCAACAGGGUGCCCCGGCCACUACAAAGUGCAAUCAAUGGGUUUGUGAUUAUUGCAACGUCGCAUCUUUCUCUUCUUACGAGGAAGCUUGUGCUCACGAAGAGAUCUGUAAGAAAGCAGGCCCCAAGGCUGCAGCUCAACUCCUUUCCGUAAGUAGAAGUUAUAGUUCCGCUUCCAUGGAUGAAGAUUCAGUCGUAAGCAGCAACAUGUCAAUGAUGGUGGGUGGGCAUCAUCUUCCCGCCAACAAUCCCCAUCUUCAUCCCGCUUUUGGCAAUGCAAUGGAAGCAGCUCGACGUCAUCAUCAUGCAAGUUUAGCAUUGAAGAUGGGUCAUCAACAGCAUCGAAUGCAGAUUGAUGGGAAUAACAGCAUGAUCAGCGGCAGCAACAAUGGGAGCAGCAGCAGCAAUAACAAUCGACCCGGAAAGGCAACACCUGUUUCUGCGGGCAAAGGAAACUCACGCGAGGAGCAACAACCGAUGACAGAAGAGGAACGUAGACGCCAAGAAAUGCAUUUGCAUUCAUUAGGCGGAUACAUAGUUUAUCCAAACGACGUUGAGAUGAUUCCACCAUACGUACAUUUUUUGAUGCGCCAAGUAGAACCGUGUUUGUUUACCGAAGCCGAUCGUUUCGUGGCACGCUCCAAGGGACCCGUGGGAUACCCAGGAUUUCAAUGCCGCCAUUGCCAUGGUCAUGCUGGACUAGGAAAGUAUUUCCCCGUGAGUUCGAAAUCCCUCAGCACAAAUUCGACCAGUCAAAACAUUCAUGCGCACAUGCUGAAAUGUCGCAAGUGUCCCGAUAACGUGAAAGAACAAUUGGUUCAGCUAAAAAUCGAGAAAUCCCGUGCUGCACGUUUGGAACCUGGUUGGAGAAAAGUUUUCUUUGAUAAGGUUUGGAAACGUUUGCAUCGUGAGGCUGGCGAUAAUGACGAACAAGCAACAUGCAAAACGCAAUCGAACUGAAAACUUAAAAAGGAGUUUGAAGAGAAGAAAUGAAAACAAAGAAAAGAUUAAGAGAACGAAAGGGGACUGAUGAUCGUUGGGAAUGGAGUAGAAGUGGAAAUGUAUUACUGUAAAAAAGAAUGAAGGGGGUUCGUUGUGGCAAGAGAUCGAUAAGAGACAAAACAAACGAGAGCAAGAGACGAAGUCAGAGCAUAUGUAAGAGUUCUCGACCAAGAUCUCGAGACUUUUCUUGUUGCUAGUAUCAAUGAAUGUCCCACCCAGGGUCUUCUUGUGCAUGCAGUGGAAUACUAGCCUUUGAAAGCUAAACGGGAUAAAUUCAACGAAGAUAAUCUAUCAUUUUUUCUCUCUUUUGUAAGAAUCUUAACGUAGCAGAUGUUUCCAUAUGAUCUGUUGCAACAAGGCUGCAGUCGUACAAUUCUAUUCUCUCUGCCUCCUAGAAUGAUCCCGAAAAAAUUACUUCAAUAUUGGGAGGAACUGAUAUGACUAGAUGUAUUUGUCUUUGUGGUAAUAAUUACAAAAAUGAUAU